Molecule: messenger RNA, 555 nt
Organism: Rangifer tarandus platyrhynchus (Svalbard reindeer)
Lineage: Eukaryota; Metazoa; Chordata; Mammalia; Artiodactyla; Cervidae
Source: the annotation of a GenBank genome assembly
AUGCCCAGGGCCUUCAACCCCUGCUCCCCAUGGGCCAGGCCCUCUCACCACGUUGUCCGCUGUGUCCAGGGCUGCACACGAAGACCAGACUCACUGUCCUUUACAGAACCCCAAACCCGCCUCCCACCAGCGGCUCCCAGCGUCACAGGGAGGGACCCCCAGGGCACCGUGCGAGCCCAGAGACUCGGAGCUGAUUCCUCCUGUGACUGCAAGUCUGUAGCCUACCUGGAGGUACUGUGCCGAGAAACAAGCCAGACAGAGAAAGACAAUCACUGCGUGGUGUCACUCAUACACAGAGUCUUAAAGAAAAACAGAAGUCAGACUCAUGGAAACAGAGGACCGUGGCUGCCAGAGGCCCCGGGAGAGGCUGGCCUGCCGGCAUCAGCCACCCCGCAGGCUCCGUUCUUUUCGCCAAGCACGUCAUCCCUCUGUUGUGAAAAACGUGCGGCUGCCUGGAAGAGCGACGCGCGGGGAGGACUGAGAGCGAGCCUGUGCCGCUCCCACGCCCGCCCGCGGCUCCCGGCUCAGACCCGUGGGCUGGGGCCUCCCGUCUGA